AUGUCGCUGUCGCAGGAGGACCAGACGGCUGACAGGAGCAAGUCCCUGAGCCGGUCGCGCUCUGGAUGGAGGAUGAGUGCAAAUGGACUGAAUACACUGGUGCGGACCCUUUAUGCAUUACAGGAGGAGCGUGUUGAAGCUUAUCGGCUUUUUGAUCUAGGACAUCAGGCGUAUCUCCGCUCUGCUCCCAACUAUGACUUUAUCAAAUACCGGCAGCUGGUGCACGAAAUCACCCAGGCAUUUAACCGGAUCUCCAAGGAAGUGAUUCAGCUCAAGGACCGGUUUCACGAGGAGUAUGAUCGCCCAGAUCUCUCUGAGCACGUCGCGAGAGUUCAGGAACGGGAACGGGAAAAGCUAGAAUUGACAGCCAGGCUCCAACUUGCCAAGCAGAAUAUGUUGGACCAUCCAGGCAACGAGACCUACCAGGAGGAGGCCCGAGAACUGAAGCAGAGGAUUAGGAAGACCAUUGAGGCAAUUAAUGAGAUCCUUCAGGACUUCAAAUACGAUUCCGAGGAGAUCGAAGCCAGCGGAUAGAUUUGUUCUCACCAGUGUUGUUGAUCUGUUAGAGACCUCAACAUUAUUAAGGUCCCACAAACAGCAUCUCCUGAAGCUGGAGUUUCUGCUCUUCAUCACGUGCACUGUCACCAAAUCAGCCCCGAUAAUUCCUUGCUGCCUAGGUACAGGAAAGGAACAAAGAUCUUUGGAACAAUUUUACCUUUCUCCAGAGGAACCUGAUUCAUUCCACGCAUCCCAAGAUUCAGCAAGAACUCGGCGCAGACCCUAAGCAGUGAUGGAAUUACUGAAUGUCAUUUGCACUUCCUGUUGACUCACUGUGUAAACUGUUCAGAGAAAUAAAUGACUGUGCUUCUUGUCAACUA
Molecule: messenger RNA, 878 nt
Organism: Hemiscyllium ocellatum (epaulette shark)
Lineage: Eukaryota; Metazoa; Chordata; Chondrichthyes; Orectolobiformes; Hemiscylliidae
Gene: rex1bd
Product: required for excision 1-B domain containing
Exons: 5
Coding region: 1-534 (177 amino acids)
Source: RefSeq, a predicted model, not a curated record